AUGUACUUUGGUAGUGAUGUAAAAUAGUUUACAGUCGUGUUAUGUUUGGUAUUUAAAGUUACUUUAAAUUGGGAUUACUGUAGUUUACUGUAACUUCAGACUCGGGUCAACGAUUUCUUCAGCCAUUCCUCGAAAACGGCACGGUACAUUUGUGGAUUCAGAAAGCGUCAUCAAAAAGGUAAUUUGUUAACUAAAUUUACAGUUUUUGAUUAAAUUACUGUACAUAUGUAUAUAUAUCUAUACUGUAUGAAAACAUUUUCAUCACACUACUGUAGUAUACUGUAACAAAAAAUAUGUUUCAGUCGCUGGUAAUGCUACACGAAAAGCCGGUUCUGGUAGCCUUUGCGAUCGUGCAGAAGAAUCUGAACAGUAGCGUGCUGGGAAGGACGGUGAAUGAGCGCCGUACCGUAUCUCCAGCGUCAGCGGCUUCAACCUCGUCUUCUGGAGACUCGGCUAUUGGAACAACAUCUCCAUCUACUACGGCCUCCAUCUCUCCUGGAUCCAAUGAACAUAUGCAGCUACAGAUCGCUUACAGUAUUCAGGAUGAGAGUGAUAGCACGGUGGAGAUUACUGUAACAAAUCUGGAUGAAGACUUGAAUAAAGUGAGUCCAUUUAUGACAUUAGACGUAGUAUUGUUGUUGUAGUAUGUCUUUUUGUCUUACUAUUAUUACAUACUAUAUGUACAUAUCCUUGCCACUUUUCAUCGUAUGUCUUACAUUUUACUGUAGUAGUAUUCUAUUUGUAGAUAGCAGAAGAACUUGGUCCACAAGCUUUGAUCGUAUGUUGUACUGAAGACAUACGACAAGUGUUACAUCCAGUAGCCGCAAUGCACGCUACAAAGAACUACAAUGUUGGUGAAGUCAUGGAUACGACAUUACGACAACGGUUACCGCUAGUGUUCAACCAAUAUGUCAGCUUGGAAAGCAUAGUAGAUUCAGAAGACAUGGCUACAAAGAGUGUCACUGACAGAUGUAAUUCUAUAAAAGAUGUCAUCAAGAACAGUAAGUUUACAUUAGGUUAUGUCAACGUACGAUUGAAGUUUUUACGACCAUAGAAUAAUGUAACAUAUUAUGUUAAUUAAAGUAAUAUGAAAAAUGGAAAUAAUAUAUGAAUUUGCUAUGUCAUAUGCAUAUAUUUUGCUUUUUCAGAAGGACUAGAUCUUCUGAAUCUGGUAGAGACAAUAAACGAAGGCUACACUCCAUUUGUCAGGUAAGUUCGAUUACUUUAAUGUAGGUAACAAAGUAAAACAAAAUUUUAAAAACAGUUCGUGACAGGUGGUUUAAAACACUCUUAAUAUACUACAGUAACUUAUAAAAAACAAUAGUGCUUUGGGCAUUUAUUAUUUUAAAAUGGCACUUUUAAACGUAUUUGUAUGUAAAAGUAAAAUAUAAUGUAACCUAACGUACAAUAUAAAGGUAUAACAUACAUAAUCACCCAUAUAUGUUGAUAAACGCUAAUUUUACCUUGCCUUACCUCUAGUUAUUUGUGUAAAACAUCAUAAUUACAGUUUCGACCGCCAUGUGGAUUCAUCUCUCAUCGUGCGAACUCGAGGAUUACCGUGGCAAGCUUCUGACCAAGACAUCGCUCUGUUCUUUGCAGGUCUCAACAUAGCUCCGUGAGUUACUUUAACAACUUUGCAUGAAUAAUAUAAUACUCUUGCAAAUAUAACGUUACCUAAUUCAACAUAAAAAAAUAAAAUAUUAAGAUGUGAUCUAACUUACUAACAUGUUCUAACAUAACCUUUACAGUGGAGGUAUUGCUCUGUGCUUGGGAAAUGAAGGACGACGGAACGGUGAGUCUCUGGUCUGCUUCGAGUGCAACUCUCACCGUGAAUUGGCCAUCAGAAGGCACAGAAAGUUUCUGCACAAUCGUUACAUUGAGGUAUACCGAAGUACGGCCGAAGAGUUCUUGGAAGUGGCAGUUGGUAGGUUUACUUUUAGACAAGAUAUAUUAUGUUGUGUAUUGUAGAACUUUGAAAGAGUAUAGACAGUUUUACGUGUGUAGAAUACUUUUAAAGUCGUAUGUAAAUGACUUAUAUAGAAAUGUAGUUGACAUUAACUACAAUAUUGUAGUAUACUAGAGCAAUUACACUCUUUUUCUGUUACUUUUCUGUAUUAUAUUAUGUUAAAUUGUUCAGUAAGCUCAACUUUUUCAUUUUUUACACUAUCAAUCUACAUACGACAUCUUGAACAGUAUAUAACAUAGGGUAAACAUAUAGUUUACGACAGUUCGAAUCGUAUGUUGGUGAUAGGCGACAUGAAAACAGAUUAAUAUGUUUUUGUUUUUAAUGGGUUUUGUGGGUCGAGAGUCUCGAAUAAUAUAUUUGCUUUGCAGGAUCUGAUUCCGACACAUUGAAGUUCGUGUGUAGGGACGCUGCCAUGAUCGUUCGUAUGAGGGGAUUGCCGUUUGAUUGCACCGAAAAUGACAUUGUAAGUACGGGCAUAUGUUAGGCCUUAGAAAUCAGCUUUUUUGCCAUUUUUUUGUAAAAUUUAGCAAAUAUUACCUACAAGCCAAACAAUUAGACUUAUUUAACUAAAAAAUCUAUUUUUGAACUACUACAACAUAUUCUAAGAUAAUAUGUCUUUAUAAAGUAGUAACCCUUACCUUUCUUGACUUUUCAAAGUCAUCUUAACCAUAUUGUCUUUCUCUGAUCCUAUUGCCAUUUCCAGAGAAGCUUCUUCAGCUCAGACGGUGAAGCCGGCAUCAUGGAGGACGGUGUUAUGUUUGUGAAUCGACCAGACGGCCGACCGACCGGUGACGCCUUUGUCCUCUUCGUUGACGAUGAAUCUGGCCGUAGAGCUUUGGCCAAACACAAAAACAGGAUUGGGACACGGUACAUUGAGUUGUUCAGGACGACACAAGCCGAAGUACAGCAAAUCAUCAGCAGAAUCCAGCAGAAGAGCGUCACGGUGAGCAAAACGUUUUAGAGAGAAUGUCGUUUUAGGCUGUCAGAUGGUAGUAUAGAAUAUUUUUUAAAAAUAUUGUAAACCAACACUUUACGAACUAAAUGUAUUGACUAGUAAUCCUCCAUUUUCAGCCAGCAGCAGCAGCCAUCAACCCGACCAGUCGAUUGUUCACAUCUAAAAGGAAUUGUCUUCGGAUGCGAGGUCUACCCUACGAAGCCAAACCUGACCAGAUAGCCGCCUUCCUCGGCAGCCACGCCAAGAACAUCUACGAACAAGGGAUUCACAUGAUUCUGAACAGUCAAGGCACGCCUUCUGGAGAGGCCUUCGUCCAGAUGAAGACAGAAGCCGCCGCUUCUGUCGCCGCCAACGCCAUGCACAACAAGAACAUGGAGCUGGGGAAGAAGAAGCGCUACAUCGAGGUGUUCCAGUGUAGCAUCGACGAGCUACACAGUGUUCUGAAUCCUCAAACUCAGCUGAAUCAGUUGAAUCUACCGUUUGGAGUUCCGCCUACUAGCUUUGUUACUGUACCCGGCCUUUUGUCGAAUCCAAUUCAGUUGGCGCCACAGUUUACUGUAGCCAACAACUAUCAGAGGAUCUGCGCCAUGAUGAAUCAGAACGUGUUGCCCCAGACUCAGAUGGCCUUCCACGCUCCGCCUUUGAAUUUCCCGCCAAAUCAGAUGGGGAUUCUGGGGCAGGGCUUUGGGGGGAUGCCUGGUCAUGUGCACUGUCAGUUCCCUGGAGAUCAGCUGUAUACGGCUACUACACAUUUUCAACAGGUACGAUCGAAUCUGUAGCUAAAACUUAAAAAACUGAAUUUUCUUCCGUUUUCUAUUAACUUUUUGACCAAGGCACGGUGUAAGCCUAAAACUUAUGUAAGAACAAAGUUAAAUCUAAUGGCCGACCAUGUAAUAAUCUAUGUGCUAUAUCAUAACGUACUAAUCCAAGUUAUUGUAGAUGGGUUUCUUCGACCCGAACCAGUCCCAAGCCUUCCCCGGCGGCAUUCCCAUGCCUCACCUUGAUGUAGCUACAGCAGCGGCCUUGAUUCAUCAACAGAAUCUGAUGAAUCAGAGCAAUCUAAAGGAAGGAUUCAUCGACGUCAAGUCCAUCGAAAGUUCUCGGAUUCACUGA
Bursaphelenchus okinawaensis is the source of this 4034-nucleotide messenger RNA. The record is from the annotation of a GenBank genome assembly. NCBI's taxonomy places the organism in Eukaryota, Metazoa, Nematoda, Chromadorea, Rhabditida, Aphelenchoididae.